Molecule: messenger RNA, 1020 nt
Organism: Haliaeetus leucocephalus (bald eagle)
Lineage: Eukaryota; Metazoa; Chordata; Aves; Accipitriformes; Accipitridae
Product: organic solute transporter subunit alpha-like
Exons: 8
Coding region: 1-1020 (339 amino acids)
Biological process (GO): bile acid and bile salt transport
Cellular component (GO): plasma membrane; endoplasmic reticulum membrane
Molecular function (GO): transporter activity
Source: RefSeq, a predicted model, not a curated record
AUGGAGGGUGAGGCGAACGGGACCCUCCACCCGGAGUCCUGCGGCUCCGGCCAGCCGCCCUACUCGCGGGAGCUUCUCCAGAGCCUUGACCUACCAGGGAGAUUUCUCUUUGCAGUCUUGACUCUGAUGACACUAAUUGCCAAUCUGGUGUUUAUAGAGGAAGCGGCCUACAUCUACAGGAGAAUUCCCUCCUUCAAAAGAUCAGUGAUAAUUUGGAUUAAUGCUGCAGCUCCAGUGAUUGCUACUACUUCGUGCAUUGGCAUGUGGAUUCCUCGCUCGACAAUGUUUACAGAUUUCACAGCAGCAGUAUUUUUUGCCAUAGUUAUCCACAAGUUCCUGAUGAUGAUGAUUAAAGAGUGCGGAGGUCAAAAGCUGCUCCUCAAGCGUUUUGAAAAUGGUCACUUCAAGAUCAGCACCGGUCCCUGCUGCUGCUGCUGCCUUUGCCUCCCUCGUGUGCGCAUCACUAGACGAACUCUCUUUUGGCUCAAGCUGGGCACCUUUCAGUUUGCUUUCCUUCGACCCGUGCUCAUGUUUUUAUCAAUAGUGCUUUGGACUAAUGGCAAUUACACCCUUUACAAUUUAUCUCCCAAAGGAGCUGCAAUAUGGAUUAACUGCUUUGUUGGUGUCCUCACCAUUAUUGCUCUGUGGCCAGUUGCAAUCAUGUUUCAACAAGUUAGGACUCUCCUUAACUGUAAGAAGAUCAUCCCAAAGUUUGCUCUUUAUCAGUUUAUUCUCAUCCUGAACCACUUGCAGGCAGCUAUUAUCAACAUCUUGGCCAUGCAAAGAAUCAUUCCCUGUGCUCCACCACUCUCCUCUUCAGCAAGAGGAGCAUAUAUGACCCAGCAGCUCCUCAUCAUGGAAAUGUUUUUGAUAACCCUAAUCUCAAGGGUUGUCUAUCGGAGAAGGUCCUGUGAGCUAGAGCCUCCAGAGUGUAUGGCUGAAGAAUCUGAGGCCAACAAGCAGACUCCUAAGAUUAUCCUGAACGGCGCAGUUAAUGAAGAUGGAUUGCCAAGGUUUUAG